Molecule: messenger RNA, 425 nt
Organism: Hydractinia symbiolongicarpus
Lineage: Eukaryota; Metazoa; Cnidaria; Hydrozoa; Anthoathecata; Hydractiniidae
Product: collagen alpha-1(XIII) chain-like
Exons: 3
Coding region: 103-354 (83 amino acids)
Source: RefSeq, a predicted model, not a curated record
AUCGAUUUUUCUGAAUGUGCUAACGCCUAGUAUUCUCGCCAGUAGUUAUAGUUUGAGAAGAUCGUAAACAUCUCUUGAAAAGAACUAUUCUUCGCCAGCAUUAUGAAGCUAACAUUAUUACUCCUCGGUGUCCUGGUCACAUACGUGUAUGCACAGCAAGGUGUACAAGGACCACCUGGACCGCCAGGACCUCCUGGAGCCCCUGGACUUCCCGCACCCUGCACUGAUGAAUGUGUGGGAAAAGGUUGCGAACCUGCAUGUUUGGUUGGUUGCUGUGGUUACCAUGGCAUGUGGGGGAAAUCAAAACGAUAUAUUAGAUCACAAAUUUUAAAGUUAGCUGAAGACGACGAAUAGACAGAUACAGACAGAUCUUAUAAAUGUUGUAAAAUAUUUUUUUUAAGAAAACAAUGAAAAUACGUUAAAAA